This is a messenger RNA of Schistosoma mattheei, 5908 nucleotides long. NCBI's taxonomy places the organism in Eukaryota, Metazoa, Platyhelminthes, Trematoda, Strigeidida, Schistosomatidae. The record is from the annotation of a GenBank genome assembly.
GUUUGGGGCCGGGACUUUCCUUAUAUUCUGAAACUAUUGGGUUACAAAAUGUGACGAAAAUUUCCCAAAUAAAGUAAACCACUAUCUAAUAUAAAAACGCUUCCGUUGCUAUGCGUUUUACAUGUUCAACACUUGAGAAGGGGUUGGAGGUGAAUUAACUCGCAGAUUUGCAGUUGGUGCUAGCCCAGUAUUAAACUUGGUAGCAACAUCUAGGAGACUUGUUGGUCGAUAAUUUGGUAAAUUACACAUUGGAUCGAAAAAUGAUAGGUUCGGCAUUAAAGGACGAUUUAACUAUCCUGGUCAAAUAGCCAGGAACCACCUGUGGCAUAUGUCUGUUAACCUUUUUUUACACCACAAGUAGUUUUAAAUUACUAUGGGUACCAAUACUAGAAAUAAGAAAAAUAAAGAAGCAAAUAUGGAUGGUCUAUCAUCAGAGGAACUUGAAUACUUGAAUAAAAACCAUAUAGAACCUCUUAAAACGAAACGUAGAUGUGGACUUUUAUGCAAUGUUUGUGGAAUGGUCAUGUCUACGGUUGCUGCAGCUAUUCACCAUACCUCUUCGAAUUCUCAUAAUGCGAACCUCAUGACCGCUGAACUAAAAACAACUCUUCUUUAUUUGCCUCCCAUCACGGAUUCCCAUAGAACUGCGUUAGAUUCAGAACUAAAGUCCGCUUUUCUUUCUGUUGUGGCCGAUACCUGUGAGAUGCAGCGACGACAGAAUUUCUCAAAUGAUCUGAUUGCUGCUAUUGAAGCUCGAAUUCCAAAUAUAAAAGUUCGAGGAACUGGUAGUUCCUGGUUUGGUUUAGCCUUACCAGAUAGCCACUGUUCAUUGGAUGUAAUUUCUCCAAAUGAUUUUGACGAGAAUAAAUUACUAGCAAUGGACCCGACAAUGGAUGAUGCUGGUGAAGAUAACGACGGUGACGAAGAGGGCGAUGAUAAUGAUGUUCAUGAUGAUGAUGAUGACGACGAUGAUGAUAAUGAUCAGUCUAUUCCACAGCCUGUAUGUGGUCAGUCAACAAAUAACACUGAACAAUCAAUGGGAAUUGGUUAUGUUCUUUCUAAUAUAUUCGAUUUAUUACAACUGAAUGCAUGUGAAUCACCAACUAACACACCACGCAUACAAACAAUUUCCGAAAAAGCUACCUCGUGUAACUGUUCUCCUGAUCACAAUACAAAAAUGAAUGAAUUAUCCGACAAACCUAAUUUCCCCAAAUUUCAUACUGUUUUGCGUACAAGUGGUGACUACUUUUAUCUUUCUCUGACGGAUUUCUAUGGUGUACGUUAUCGUAUUAGUACUGGUAAUCCGUAUGGAUAUGAUUUGGCCAAAUUGAUUAAUACUUACCUCAAUUUAAAUGAUCAAGCUCGACAAUUAGCAAUAUUAUUUCGUAAAUUAUCACGGUUGGGCCAUUUAGAUAUGCCGGAAAAUGGUACAUUUGAAGAAACAGUCAUACCUCUGUUAGUUAUAUUCUACUUACAACAUUGUGAACCUCCAUCACUUCCAAAUCUUCAUAUGCUUUACCGCCAACAUCUUCAUGAAAUUCCUGAAAAUUCUUAUCAUCAGGUUUUGGCACCCAAUACUGAUUGUUCGUUUAUUACAGACAUUGAAUUGAUUCGAAAGUUAUGUCCUGAUCAACCAUAUUCAUCUUCGUCUAACAAUUUACCAUGUUUAGCUGAUUUAUGGCUUGGUUUCCUCAGAUUUUAUUUAUUUGAUUUUAAAACUUCUUCUUGUACGAUUAAUGUUGUGGAACCUGAACCAGUGUCAUGUUUUAAUGCUUCUGAAAAGCGUUGUUUUACAGUUACCGAUCCUUUUAACCCUAAACAUAAUCUCUGUAGGAAUUUAACUCAAGUCAGUCGAGAUUAUAUCAAUUCACAGUUAUUAGCGGCCUACGGUUAUUUCGGUGUGCCACGAUUGGCCACUAAUGGUCGACAUUUGUUCACGCACAUUUCUGUUGUUGAAAAAUCCCCUGAUGAGCCAAAAGAUGUUUGUGACAAGUUGGAUCAGAAUACUAGUAGUAGUAUCAGUCAAACAACCAUGUCUAAUGAUAAAAUGACAGCAUCUGCAGGUAUUCAUUUAACACCUAUCAUUGAUGAUUCUGACAAUUUUGAAUCAAAUCUGAAUAAAGUAACAAAUUUAAUUACAGAGAAAUUUCAAUUACUUUCAAACGGCGCCACUAUCAAACAUUCUGUCCUACCAUCAACUGGGGAAGACAUAUUAGAGAGUUCAUCAACUAUUGACCACACAGCAUUGGAUAAUUCAAUGGCUGAACAGAAAGCUCUUCCAUUUUCAGAAAUGUUUUCAUAUAUUCUUACAUAUGUCAUGGAUGAAUUAUUUGAGUCAAACAUUGUACCCGAUCUUGUCAGUGGAUGCUUGAAAAUGUCAGAAAAGAGAUUUUUCGUUCCCAUAUCGUCUUCAUUUAAGCUUAGUUUGAAUGAUUUUAUCCAGAUUACACGAAAUUUCGCUUAUGACUACUGGCUAUCUUUUUUCAACACAUAUAUUAGUAAAGGAAAGUUUUCAGCAUCAAAAAGAAUCAUCACAAAAACCACUUUGUCGUUAUUUUGUAAAAGUGUUAAAUUAUGGUUAGAUCGUUUAAAACUACAAAAUGUUGUUGAUAAUGAUAUUUCAUUGACUCAACUUGUGAAAAUGAAUUGUUCAAAUGAAAAUAUAUUUGAAGAUCAAUAUAAUCAUCAAAUGUCUCCUAUAGAAAUGAAUCAAGAUUCUAGUUUGCUAAGUAAAAAUAUUGAAGAUGAUUAUUCAGAGCCUAUAGUUAGACAAAGUACAAAUAAUUUUCUUGAUGUUGACGAAUAUUCGAAUCUUGAAGAAGUCAAUCAUUUACAGGAAGUCGAUAAUCCAUAUGAUAUAUGUAUGACUGUUUCAGAUGAUUCCUUUUUGGAUUGUAAUUUAGAAAAUGAUUUUAAUGACGGUGAAAUAUAUGAACACUUAGAGUGUACUCUUGAUGUAGAUUAUAAUGAUGAUAUAAUCGAUCCAAUCAGUACAUCUUCAUCUUUUGUGGACAAAAAUUCUGAACUUUUAGAAACUUUGACUUCUCAAGGAAGUAAUCAAAACAGAAUCAAAUCGUCUAACACUAACAAUUUAACAUCAAAUGAUUCACAUCAAGUCAACCAUUUGUCAUCCAUAAGUUGUCCAUCAAAUGUAUUAGUUACUGCUUCAAAUGAACUAACUAGACGUGACAAUAAAUUAACUAAAACAGCACGUAAAUCUGAGAAAAAACAACAAGGUCAUUCUAACAAUAUGUUGAAUUCAAAUAAUAAUACAACUGCAUCAAAAUUCAGUCCUACCAAAGCUAAGAAAAAAAAAGCAGCUAAAAAGCUUGAAUGGGAAGAUGUGAUUUCGUCACGUUCUGCAGUCGCUCCUCCUAUUGAUGAUGAUCGUCCAGAUUAUUAUAAUUCUAAGCUUCUAGAGAAUUUACAACCGGACGAUUUUGAUUUUAAAUUUGUAUCAAAUAUGAACUUAUCCUCUAAUCGUCGACAUAAUCAAUCAUCUGUUUUAGGUUUAGCUUCACGAAAUCAACCAUCCACAUUAUUAGCUCAUUUCGAUGCACCUCAACCUCAAUGUCAAGCUUGUAACUUAACUGGUCAUCGACAAUCACAGUGUGAAACUACCAGUGAUAAAUCCGUAUCAUUUUUAGCAUGGCAUAAAUUAUUGAAUAAAACGCCUUGGCCACCAAUCGCUGAACAAAUAAAAAAUUUAACUUAUUGCCUAAAUUGUUUAGAAGAACAUCAUGAAACUUAUAAUAAAGUUAAUGCACGUCAAGAACUAGUUAAAAAAAUUCAUCAAUGUUUUUCAUAUCGUUUCCCUUCUGUUCAACUUGAAUUAUUUGGUUCUUGCGCUAAUGGUUUUGAUCUACAGACAAGUGAUUUAGAUGUUUGUGUUUUUUUUCCUGUUGGAUCAACAGAAUGGAAUUAUUUAAAGGAUAAAAAUUCAACAAAUAUGUUAAUUCGAAAAUUCAAAAAACAAUUAUCUUAUUGUAGAAAUCGAUUAAAUAUUACUCAUAUUCAACCGAUUCUCACAGCUCGUGUUCCAAUAUUGAAAGUGUCUUUUAGCAAUUCAUUUGAAGCAGACAUAAGUUUUUCAAAUUACCUGGCUCUUUCAAAUACACGAAUGCUUGCAUUUUACACCAAAGUUGAGCCAAAACUUCGUACUCUAGGAAUUGCUUUAAAAACUGUCACAAAGAUAACAAAAAUUGGGAGAGCGGCUGCCGGUGGUAUUUCUUCUUAUGCUUGGAUCAUUAUGCUAAUCCACUAUCUUCAACAAAUUGAUCAACUCCCUGUUUUACAAGAACUUUAUGAAGGAUCAACAAAACCAACUAAUCUUGUCAACGGUUGGAAUGUCUGGUAUCAAAAUGAUUUAUCCGUUAUAAAUCGUUUAUGGAAACCAGCUAAUCCGUCACAAUCAGUCGGAGAAAUGUGGUUGGGAUUUCUACGUUAUUAUCUAUUCGAGUUCAAUCGUGAUAAAUAUGUUGUAACUAUCAGACAAAAGAAAUUGUUAAUACGAUUUGUGAAAAUGUGGAGAUCAUUAUUCGCUAUUGAAGAUCCUUUCAAUUUAAAUCAUAACCUUACUGCUGGUUUAAGUCAUUCUAUGUUUCUUUAUAUUCUUACCGUAUUCCACACGGUUCUUGUUCAUCAUACUACAUUCUUGCCCAAACAAAUGUCCAUAAAUCAAUGGUGCUACCAUUUGUUUUCGCCAGAAUACAUUGUUGUCGAUAAAAGAUUUUUAAAAAAUAAUAUACUUUGUUUUAUAUGUAAUCAAACUGGACAUGGAGCAUUUGAAUGUCCAAGAAAUAAAAAGAGAAAUAAAAGAGAUAAUUCUGACAUAGUUACAUUACAUUCACUGAUUGGUCAUUUUUUACAAAAAGCUCAAGCAUCACAAUCAAAUUCACAGGAACCUAUGGCUCAACAUUAUGAUAAUCAAAUCAAAAUCGUCACAAACAUAUCAUCACAUACCUAUAGGAAUCCUUUUAAACCACAAAAUAGUUACCAAGUUCGACCGAUAAGAAAUAAUUUACAACAACAACCUAUCACUUCCAAUUAUCGUCAUGUACAACCGCAUCAUGUAAAUAUACGUACUAAUUCUCAUUCAAUACUUCCUUCAGUACCGUACCCAACUCCUUUGCUUCCGAAUAAUACUGUUGGCUCUAUCCCUAAUUAUGCUUUCGUACUUAACAGUUUAUCAAAUAAUCUUGUGCAAUCUAAUAUCUAUGGUCGACAACAAUCCUUUCCUCCGUCCUGUUAUUCAUCAUCUGUUGGUUAUGUAAACAAUCAACAAUAUAGAAAUACUGAACAAGCGAAUCACCCAGUUAAUUACCGGCCAAAAAGUCAACAAAAUAAUAAUAAUAAUAAUGAGCCUAAAAAAUAUCAUAAAUCCAGUCGGGUAUCCAGUUCAAGUGUUUAUGAAGAACAGUUUUCAUCUGUUUCAUCAGACCAUUCAAUAGGUGUUACGCCUAAUAAGUCUCCGUGUGAGCCAAAAAAGUAUGACAAUAAACAGAACGUGUCUAAUCCUCAUCAAACUAAUGAUCUAUCACGAAAAUCACAUUAUCAUAAUUCAAACUACAAUGAUCCUGGGAUCAAUAAUAAUUAUACUUCUAGAAGUACUUUGUCAUCCUCAGGGAAUCAAACAAAGAGUUGUAGUACAACACCAUAUCGACAAAAACAAUCCGAUUCUCCAUUGAAAGCGAAAUCAAAUUUUCAACAAUCCUCACAAAAGCAAAAAUACUCAAUAUCUAAUGAUCUAGGCAGCCGAAAUUGUCAACGUUUUGGCGGUCCAAAUAAAGCACAAUUAUCAAAUAAUGAUGAUGAUAAUAGUCAUUUAUUAGAUGAAAAUUUAGUUAAACGCCUUCACAAUAUGUCCACUACAUCCUCAUCUUCACAAAAUAGCAAUAAUAAAUACUGA